CCCACCUAGUUUGUAUUGGAAAAAGUAUUGGUCCAUAGAAAGAAAAAUACGAAAAUGGGUUUCAUGAUCAAUAAUUGCCUCAUUCUUGUUGUGUUUCCCUUCAUCAUGGCUUCCACUACAACUUCAGAUGCAGAUCAAAUAGUCACGAGGAGGCUUCUUCAGGCUCUCAAAUCUUGCCCGGUUGAUUUUGAGCACCAAAACUACACCAUAAUCACCGAAAAAUGUCGAGGACCCAAUUACUCGGUCGACCCGUGUUGCUCGUCUUUCAAAGCGUUUGCAUGCCCGUUUGCAGACGAGCUGGACGACCUAACCAACGACUGCGCUUCUACAAUGUUCCGGUACAUUGACCUUAACGGCCACUACCCGCCUGGACUCUUUGCCAGCCUGUGUCGUGAGGGCCGCGAAGGCCUCGAGUGCCCGCCUCUGCCGCCGCCGCCACCAAAAUCCGGCAAGAAAAGUGGCGGCGGCCGGGCGGCAAGUGGCGGUUUCGGUUUUGGUGUGAUGACGAUUUGGACCUUGGUUAUUGAAGAUCGCAGAUGGAAGGAAGUUAUUGGAGCCUUUCAUUUCCCAUCAACAAUCACGAAUGCCUCGUUUGUCUUGCGCAAGUAUUAUCUGUCUUUGCUUUUACAUUUUGAGCAGGUUUAUUAUUUCCAUAAAGCGGAGCGUAACACUUCUUCAUCUCCUGCAACUUGGAGUUCGGAUAUACCUGCAUUGCCACAUGCUCAUGAUGGGGCCGCAUCCAAUCAUCUUACAGAGAAUCCGAACAUGGAGAACGGCAGUCUUGUAACAGGAACAAUUGAUGGAAAAUUCGAUUUCGGUUAUAUGGUGACUGUUAAAUUUGGAGGUGAGAAUUUGAAAGGCAUACUUUAUCACUCACCCGAGGCACAAAAUGCAUCCACGAGUUUAAGUUCUUCUACUGAGCUCGUUCAUCAUCAUCAUCAUCAUUCGAGGAGAAAGCAUAUGGCGUUUAGAGAUCCAGCUCGCCCUAAAAGAAGCAGAAGUGGGUACACUUUCUUUUUCUCCGAGCAGUACCAUAGGCUUAGGCCGAUGUACCAUGGCCAAGAACGAGCCAUCAGUAAAAAAAUCGGUCAGUUGUGGAGUAGAUUGACAGACUCUGAGAAACAGGUAUAUCAAGACAAAGGUUUGAGAGACAAAGAAAGGUACAGAGCUGAAAUGUCAGAGUACAAGACAUCACAGCACUCCCCAGCUUAA
Messenger RNA from Striga asiatica, 1212 nucleotides. The record is from the annotation of a GenBank genome assembly. NCBI's taxonomy places the organism in Eukaryota, Viridiplantae, Streptophyta, Magnoliopsida, Lamiales, Orobanchaceae.